UGGCGGCCCUACUCCAGUCAGAACACAUGUGCCCGCCUCGCCCGGCAGCCGCCACCGCGGGGCGCAGCGGAGACCCCUGGCCUGGCGGCCUGUGGGGACCCAAAGAGGCGGCAUGAGCAGCACACGGUGGAGCUGACGCCGCGCCCCCUGCCUGGCCCAUGUCCUUCGCCAUGCUGCGCUCAGCGCCGCCGGGCCGCUACCUGUACCCUGAGGUGAGCCCGCUGUCGGAGGAUGAGGACCGCGGAAGUGAGAGCUCGGGCUCCGACGAAAAACCCUGCCGUGUGCACGCGGCGCGCUGCGGCCUCCAGGGCGCCCGGCGGCGGGCAGGAGGACGGAGGGCCGCGGGUAGUGGGCCAGGACCUGGGGGGCGGCCAGGCCGCGAGCCCCGGCAGCGGCACACAGCGAACGCACGCGAGCGGGACCGCACCAACAGCGUGAACACGGCCUUCACAGCGCUGCGCACACUCAUCCCCACCGAGCCAGCAGAUCGCAAGCUCUCCAAGAUUGAGACGCUGCGCCUGGCUUCCAGUUACAUUUCUCACCUGGGCAACGUGCUGCUGGUGGGUGAGGCCUGCGGCGACGGGCAACCAUGCCACUCGGGACCCGCUUUCUUCCACAGCGGUCGUGCGAGCAGCCCACUGCCACCACCACCACCGCCGCCACCACCACCACCACCACCACCGCUGGCCCGAGAUGGCGGUGAGAACACCCAGCCCAAACAGAUCUGCACCUUCUGCCUCAGCAACCAGAGAAAGUUGAGCAAAGACCGUGACAGAAAGACGGCGAUUCGAAGUUAGAAGGAGGAGGGUCCACAGCAGCCAAGAGGUGAUGCCACU
Acomys russatus (golden spiny mouse) is the source of this 836-nucleotide messenger RNA. It is a transcript of the gene Scx, whose product is annotated as scleraxis bHLH transcription factor. Gene Ontology annotation, molecular function: DNA-binding transcription factor activity, RNA polymerase II-specific; RNA polymerase II transcription regulatory region sequence-specific DNA binding; protein dimerization activity. Bases 159 to 797 code for a protein of 212 amino acids. Lineage: Eukaryota; Metazoa; Chordata; Mammalia; Rodentia; Muridae. Gene Ontology annotation, biological process: regulation of transcription by RNA polymerase II; developmental process. The record is from RefSeq and is a predicted model, not a curated record. The transcript has 2 exons.